Molecule: messenger RNA, 1966 nt
Organism: Drosophila busckii
Lineage: Eukaryota; Metazoa; Arthropoda; Insecta; Diptera; Drosophilidae
Gene: Mccc2
Product: probable methylcrotonoyl-CoA carboxylase beta chain, mitochondrial
Exons: 4
Coding region: 84-1838 (584 amino acids)
Biological process (GO): L-leucine catabolic process
Cellular component (GO): mitochondrion; methylcrotonoyl-CoA carboxylase complex
Molecular function (GO): methylcrotonoyl-CoA carboxylase activity
Source: RefSeq, a predicted model, not a curated record
UGCACCCACCUGACGUAACAGCGUUUGCAAAAUUCUGUGAUCUUUUGGCUCUUGCAUUUAAUUUACAAUUUAAAUAAUUAAACAUGCUAAAGAUCCCACUCACCCAGUUAGUAAGACAUGCAACUGCAAAACAGUUCCUGCGCAGCCAGACGCGCCUGCUGCACGUGGGUGAGGCCAAUGUAUUGACCAGCGACGUUGACAAGCACUCCACCGAGUACAAGGAAAAUGCCAGUGAGAUGAACAAGCUGCUGACGCAGCUGCGCACUUUGACCAGUCAGGUGUUAACAGGUGGCGGCGAUAAAGCUAUUGAGCGUCACACCUCGCGCGGCAAGCUCUUGGCACGCGAGCGCAUUAACCUGUUGCUGGACAAGGGCUCGCCCUUUUUGGAGCUCAGUCCGCUGGCGGGUCAUGAGCUCUAUGGCGAGGAGAUGGUUAAUGCAGGCGGCAUUGUUACGGGCGUAGGACGCGUCUGCGGCACGGAGUGCGUAGUGGUGGCCAAUGAUGCAACCGUCAAAGGCGGUAGCUAUUACCCGAUUACUGUAAAGAAGCAUUUGAGAGCGCAGGAGAUUGCGCAAGAGAACCGCUUGCCUUGCAUUUACUUAGUGGACUCCGGUGGCGCAAAUUUGCCGCGUCAGGCUGAGGUCUUCCCCGACAAGCUGCACUUUGGACGCAUUUUCUACAAUCAGGCCAACAUGUCAGCUCAGGGCAUUCCCCAGAUUGCCGUCGUCAUGGGCAGCUGCACUGCUGGUGGCGCCUAUGUGCCUGCCAUGGCCGAUGAGAGCAUUAUUGUCAAACGUCAGGGCACCAUUUUUCUAGCUGGUCCACCUUUGGUGAAAGCUGCCACUGGCGAAGAAGUAUCUGCCGAGGAUUUGGGUGGCGCUGAUCUUCACUGCAAGACCUCUGGUGUAACGGAUCAUUAUGCUGUGGAUGAUGAGCAUGCGCUUUACUUGGCACGCCAGGUGGUCAGCAACUUGAACCUAACUGCCACCAAUGCCUACAAUGAGCAGCUCUUGUACUCCAGCGGGCAAAACUUCAAGCUGGCUGCGCCGUUAGCUGAGAACGCUGUAGAGGAGCCAGUCUAUGAUCCACGCGAUCUGUACGGCAUUGUGGGCCCCAAUCUAACCAAAAGCUUUGAUGUGCGCGAAGUCAUUGCACGCAUUGUGGAUGGCAGUCGCUUUACUGAGUUUAAGAAACUCUACGGAGAGACAUUGGUUUGCGGUUUCGCCAAGCUCUACGGCCGUACCGUCGGCAUUGUUGGCAACAAUGGCGUGCUCUUCUCGGAGAGCGCCCUAAAGGGUGCACAUUUUAUACAGCUGUGUGCGCAGCGCAAGAUUCCUUUGGUCUUCCUACAGAACAUUACGGGAUUCAUGGUUGGACGCGAUGCGGAAGCCAACGGUAUAGCUAAGAACGGUGCCAAGAUGGUUACAGCUGUUGCUUGUGCCAAUGUUCCCAAGUUUACGGUAAUUAUUGGCGGCUCUUAUGGCGCUGGCAACUAUGGCAUGUGUGGGCGCGCCUACUCGCCCAGAUUCAUGUAUAUGUGGCCCAACUCCCGUAUCUCUGUCAUGGGUGGCACGCAAGCUGCCAAUGUGCUAGCCCAGAUUACGGAAGAUCAGCGUAAGCGUGCCGGCAAAGAAUUCAGCGAAGCGGAGGCGCAAAAGCUAAAGGCACCCAUUGUAGAGAUGUUCGAAAAGGAGGGAUCACCUUAUUACAGCACAGCACGUCUGUGGGAUGAUGGCAUCAUUGAUCCGGCCAAUACGCGACAGGUGCUGGGCCUCAGCUUGAAGGCUGCUUUGAACAAUGCUGGACAUGAAACCAAGUUUGGUGUAUUCCGCAUGUAAUGCGUCUGCGUAAUUUGAUUUUAACGUUGCAUUUGUGAGCAUUUAAUGCUCAAACUGUUGAAACUAUUGCAUUUAUUAGUUUUAAGUGAAAUGUUAUUCUUGUGAAAUUUGCCAAUUAAAAAAAAUGU